Molecule: messenger RNA, 2080 nt
Organism: Xenopus tropicalis (tropical clawed frog)
Lineage: Eukaryota; Metazoa; Chordata; Amphibia; Anura; Pipidae
Gene: cdc42
Product: cell division cycle 42
Exons: 7
Coding region: 222-797 (191 amino acids)
Biological process (GO): anatomical structure morphogenesis; animal gross anatomical part developmental process; positive regulation of cellular component organization
Cellular component (GO): midbody; cytoplasm; plasma membrane
Molecular function (GO): GTP binding; G protein activity; protein kinase binding
Source: RefSeq, a predicted model, not a curated record
CGUAUACUGACCCCUGCCUGUAAGCCUAGGAAACCCUGCGAGUAGCUGCCAACGCCCGGUGGAGAGAAGGGGAGAGGCUGAGCGGAUAAACACUCACCAGGUAGAACAAUUGGUCCAGGUGCACCAGACCCUCAGACAAUCCAGCUAGAACAACGUAGGGGCAUCUGGGCAGGUCUGCAUUGAACCAACUGUGCUGACCUUCACACCAGAACAUUUCAGCCAUGCAGACAAUUAAAUGUGUAGUCGUUGGUGAUGGUGCUGUGGGUAAAACAUGUCUCCUUAUUUCUUACACAACAAACAAGUUCCCUUCUGAGUAUGUACCAACGGUUUUUGAUAAUUAUGCCGUAACAGUUAUGAUUGGAGGGGAACCAUAUACCCUAGGGUUAUUUGAUACUGCAGGACAGGAAGAUUAUGAUAGAUUACGACCUCUUAGCUAUCCACAGACAGAUGUGUUUCUAGUUUGUUUCUCCGUCGUGUCUCCAUCUUCAUUUGAAAAUGUGAAAGAAAAGUGGGUACCUGAAAUCACUCAUCACUGUCCCAAAACUCCAUUUCUGCUGGUUGGCACCCAGAUAGAUUUAAGAGAUGAUCCUUCAACAAUUGAGAAACUGGCAAAAAACAAACAGAAACCAAUCACUCCAGAGACAGCUGAGAAACUGGCCCGUGACUUAAAGGCAGUAAAAUAUGUGGAGUGUUCUGCACUUACGCAGAGAGGUCUGAAGAAUGUGUUUGAUGAGGCUAUCCUAGCUGCCCUCGAGCCUCCGGAAACUCAGCCAAAAAGGAAGUGCUGUAUAUUCUAAACUGUUUUCUUCUUCCCCUCUUGAUGCUGCUUCCUCUGCCCACUUUCUGUAGCAACUCGUAUAAAAAAGGGAAAAAAAAAUCAAAUAAAAACAAGAUGUUGACAAAACCUGUGCGUCUUUCCUUAAACUAUUCCCAAAUUACUUGCAUUAGCUUCCUUUGUAUUUUCUUUACAAGGCAACAAUUGGACUCUCUUAACUGUUUCUUGGGUUGCCAUAAGUAUUUAUCAGCCUUAAAAAUUCUUCUGGUCCAAAAAUAAAUGUUUAGCUAUAAAUUGUUUUUUGGCAUAGAUAACGGCUGUUUCUUUUUUUUGAACCCCUAACCAUUUGGCAGCCAAAAGAGCACAAUUGCUGGGUUUCCUUACAGCAAAAGGGUAAUGUGUUGGGGAAGGGGGUUCUUUAAAUGCAUACAAAGGCCCCAGUGGUCAUAUAUUUACAUGGUACUGUUGUAAGAUAGGAUUUUUGAUAGAUCUAAAAGACUUCAGAUUUAAAUUCCCUCUUCUAUAAUGUGGUCUUGUUUGUAAUAACUUUGCCAGUUAGAAGGGUCACAUGGGUUCUUCUAAAAUAUGUUUUGAUUGGCCGACAGCUCUCUGUACGCUAUUCCUGCAAUAUAACGUUGUGCAGUGAUGGAAAGUAGAUCUUUUUACAUGUAAUAAAACUGUGUAUUCUUUCUUAAUCCAACAAGGUAAGGUGUGCUGCAAUUGCUUACUUGGGUGUUGCCUGCAUAUAAUGCUUAAUAGUAACAAUGCCAUUUUAUUCAUCUAUAGUGUUUCUUUUUAUAAGUGCUAGGUGCAUUGCUAUCUGACUGUCAAAACCCGCUGCCCUCACAGUGAGUGAAGCUGAAGGGCCACGGGUUUGACAUCCUCUCACUAGUGUGGACCUUGUGUUUGUUGAUAUCGCUUUUGUUCAAUAGGCAGUUCCUGAACGCUGUAAAACAUUUUCAAGUAACCUGUACAAUGCCUGCUAAAUGUCUGGUGCUUUUUCCCUUCCAUUAUAAUACAUGUUGCCGUAUGUGCCAUGUGCCGCCUCCAAAUAAUUUUUACUGAAAUGUAUUGUGGACUUGAUUGGAAAGAGAGCUUCAGAAUGAACUGUUUUCAACCAAAGAGGACUUUGUUAAACACCCGAAGACCAUGAUGCCCCAGUAUUAUCUUAAUAUGCUUCUCAAGGUUUUCCUAGUCUCCUGGAGUCUUUUAACAGGUUAUAUCUGCUUGGUGUUAUCACUGAAAUGAGCUGUACUGUUUUCAUUGCUUGUCCAUUCCUAAAUACAGAAUUUAAGUUGAACUGUA